UUUCAACAAUUUUCGUCGGGGAAGAGUUUGUAUGUUUUGUAAUUACUGUAUUUUCGCGGGCUUUGACUUUACGUAAGUUUAAAAUAAAUGGCGGAGUUGAUUAAACUGGAGAGCAUUUUAGGAGAAAACGAUAUUAAGAAUCUAACCGAUUCUAUUAAAAGCUCGUUAGAAUCUUAUUUAAGGUCUCAACACGAAACCGUAGAAGAACUUCGGAAAGAAAAUGCUAGUCUUAAGGCCACGGCAGAGAGAUCGGAAUUUCAAUUGGAAAAAGAGCUGCUGGAAAAUCAAUUAAAAUUCAAAGAAGAAUCCGAAAAGUGUCAACAAUUGCAAAGUCGUAUUAAGGAAUUAGAAGAGAAACUUGCUAAUAAUCAAAAUGAGUUACAGAAAUCUCAAAGUUCAUAUAACUCUACUGUUACAGAACUGGAAGCUCUUAAGAAGAAAAAUGAAAAAUAUUUAGAAGAAAAUGGAGAAUUAGUUCAACAAUUAGAGAAAAGAAGAAAUGAUAUUAAUAAACUUAAUGAUGAGGUAAAGCAUUUAACAGAUUCUUUGACAAAUGCUAAUGAAAAUAAAUAUGAAGCAUUAAUUAAAAUUGAAGAAAUACAAUUGCACGAAGUUAAUUUAGAGCAUCAGGUCAAAAGAUUGCAACAAGAAAAGGAAUUAUUAAACGAACAAAUAUCUUCUCUGAAUGAAGAUACUGUUCAGAAAGGUCAAGAAAUAUUAUCUUUGAGACGUGAAAAAUCAGGUUUUGUUUUGGAAUUGCAAUCUGAAUUAGAACAGACAAGAGAUGAAUUGCAGACAACACAGAAGCAACUGAAAGAUAUGAAGAAAGUAGUUGAAGAAAAAGACAAAAGAUUAGAACAGUUAGCAAAGCAAAUCAAAGAAGUCAAAGAAUUGCAAAUCCAGUCAGAAGAGCAGUUUCAAUUGGAACUUCGUUCUCAAAAUAAAUUAGUAGAACUUUAUAAAAAAUCAUCUUCAGAGGGACAAGAACGUAUCGAUGAAUUGAUGCGAGCAGUUGAAGAAAUGCAUAAAUUUCUUCAAGAAACUAAUGAAUUAAAUACACAAUUAGAAGAAAAAUUAAAUGAUACUAAUAAUCAAUGGAACAAACAACUUGAAGAGAAAGAAAAAGAAAUAACAAAUUUAAAAAAAGAAUUAAAAGAUGCUAAUGAUCUUCUGUCUAAAAAUAAAGGUUUAUCAGAGGAGGGUAUACAGAAGUUGUUUCCUGCUGCAGCAGCUACUAGCAAGGUUCUUCAUUCAGGAAUGACAUUAACUCAGAUAUAUUCUGAAUAUAUUAAAUCUCAAGAAGAACUUCAACAAGAGAAAAUUGAAAAUCAAAGACUAACUAAGCAGUUGCAGCAAAUAAUUGCAGAGAUUGAAGAAAAAACGCCUCUAGUUAAUCAACGAUUUACAGAAUAUCAAAAAGCUUUAGAAACAAUUUCUUGCCUUAGAAACCAAUUGGCUAAUUCUCUCACGGAUCAAGAAUGUUUACAAUCAGAAAGAGAUGAUGCAAAAAGAAUUAGUUCACAGUUACAAAAUGAGAACAAAAGAUUAAGACAACAACUCUCAGAUGUUUCUCAACAGGUGUGUGUUCUAUUGAAAGAAGUUGAAGAAGCCAGGGCAGGACAUGCAAGUUCUCGAUCACUCACUGAAGAAGAAAUUGUUUCUUCCACUGAUGAAACAACUGCUGAUAAAGUUAUCUCCAAGCAUUUAGUGACAUUUAGAGAUAUAGAAGAGUUGCAGACUAAAAAUCAGCAACUUUUGGCUGUUGUCAGAGAAUUGAGUGAAAAUCAAGAAGAAAAAGAAAUGAAAGCAGUUGAAGAUAAGACAGUUGAACUACAUCAAGAAUUGGAGACAUCUGUAUUACAGCUGCAGGAAUUGCAGAAUGAAAGAUCAAAACAGACUGAAUUAAUUGAAUCUAUUGUUCGUCAGAGGGACAUGUAUCGUAUGCUGUUGUCUCAGUAUCAAAAUCAUUCUCCAAUUAUUUCAAAUUCUGUUAUUUCAACAUUGCCUGUGACAACACCUAAUAUAUCACCUCAGAAAGCAGAUGAUUCAAAUAUUCAGGAAACAAAAACUGCCUUUAUUCAGUUACAGAAGGAAUUUGAAGUUUAUAAAAAAGAAAAAGCUGAAAAUACGCAAAUGUUAAAUGAACAGAUAGACAAGCUUCGUGAUGAAAUAUCUGAACUGAGAGUACAAAAUGCAAAGCUAUCUUCACAGCUGGAAUAUUCUGAAGAAAGAUUUAAUUUACUUCAAUCAAAUGCUGACAUAUUUAAGAGAGAAGCUUCAUUAUUAAGAGAAAAAAAUCAAAAACAUACUGCAAAUAUUACUCAACAUCAACACACAAUAAAUAGUCUACGCCAGGAAGUCAUGGCAACACAAGAGAAAUUGGCAAAAGCAGAAGUAUUAAUAGAAAACUUACAAGCAGAAAGAAAUUUAUUAAAGAGUGUCGAAUCACGUCUUGUACAAGAAAAAGACACUUUAUUGCGAGAGAAACAACAACAGUCUCGUUUAACUGCAAAUUUACAAGCAGUUCAGCUAACUAACGUUCAGUCAUUUUACAAAGAGGCUAAACCAAAUCCUGUUGGAUUGAACGACAUUUCACAUUUUAUGAUAGUGGCCAAACGAUUAGCCACUUUUCAGUGA
Messenger RNA from Centruroides sculpturatus (bark scorpion), 2637 nucleotides. RefSeq names its product nucleoprotein TPR-like (gene Mgtor). The record is from RefSeq and is a predicted model, not a curated record. Gene Ontology annotation, molecular function: structural constituent of nuclear pore. Gene Ontology annotation, cellular component: nuclear pore. Gene Ontology annotation, biological process: mRNA export from nucleus. Lineage: Eukaryota; Metazoa; Arthropoda; Arachnida; Scorpiones; Buthidae. The coding region runs from base 88 to 2637 and encodes 849 amino acids. The transcript is spliced from 19 exons.